AUGGCGACCGCUGCAGAAAGGGAGAGGGAGCUGCAGCGCGCUCUUGGAGAGUGCGCUUUGAGUAGCUCCUGGAUUUUCACCCUCGGGGGGUGUUUAAUCUCCAUCCCUAUAGGUAUCAAGCGCAAGUCCCUGGGUCCGCUGGUGUUCUACGGUACCACAGGCGCCAUGGUGGACAUCAUUCAGGGCAUCAGCCUUUGCGAGAAGGAGCGAGAAGCGCUCAAAGCAUUCAUGGAGGAGAAGAAAGCGGGCAAACAAGGAGGAGCGGAUGGUGCUGGUAGCGUCAAUGUCCCAGGGGUAGGGGAGAGAAGCGGAAUCCCACAAGAUAUUGCACAGACGUUGGGUGACGAUGGGAG
Closterium sp. Naga37s-1 is the source of this 353-nucleotide messenger RNA. Lineage: Eukaryota; Viridiplantae; Streptophyta; Zygnematophyceae; Desmidiales; Closteriaceae. The record is from the annotation of a GenBank genome assembly.